CCGCGAGCCCGCCCGGCCCCCCGGCGAAAAAAAACAGUGAAAACCCGAAGGUACUGUGAUGUUGUCAACGUUAUUAUCCACCAAAAUAACGCGUUUAUCGCAUUAUCCCGGAAUUCAAAAGAUUGCAUAAGUUUUCGGGUCACAUUGAUGACAUAAGCGUAACCCCGCGAACGACUUUUAAGUCACGAAAAUCGAGGUUUCAUUUAUCGGAAGAAUUUAAUCAGCCACUGGUGAUACAUUAUUGGUUAUGUUUACGCGUCAGUUGUGUGUGGAACGAUUGAGAAAUUACAAUCGAUAUUGUUUUGAUACCGACACAAGCCGGAAAUAACAUCUGCACAAAAAACUCGAGUCGCAAAAGUAGUUUUUGUUUCUCAUCAAAAUGAGUACGGUUGAAAAUCCAAAAUCUAAUCGACUGAGCGGCAUGAUUGUUCAGCGCUCGGCAGUUGUGUUAUUCGUCGCUUUAUCAUCGUUGUUAUUUAUUUAUCUGAAUCAAGUGCAACCGAAUUAUUACAUCGACGAGGCAUUUCACAUACCGCAAGUGCAAAAGUACUGUAAUGGUACAUUUUUUGAGUGGGAUAAAAAGAUAACAACUCCACCAGGUCUCUACGUCCUCUCAACUGUCCUCUUAGCCCCAAUAAAGCAAUGUACAACCCUGUUCCUACGAUCCAUCAACUUGAUAUUGACAUUUUCAAAUUUGUAUCUGACGUACAAAAUAUUGAGUACAAAAAAAUGGGCCCGGAGGGAGGAGAACGCAUUGAAAAAAUUCGGAGUUGCCUUCGCAGUGACAAUAUUCCCUCCACUCUUCUUCUGGUUUUUCUUGUACUACACUGAUGUGUUAUCGAUAAACUUGAUACUGCUGACGUUUCUCUUGCAUCAGAGGGAGCAUUACAACGCCUCGGCUUAUGUAGGUGGCUGUUCAGUGUUUGUGAGGCAGACCAACAUAGUAUGGGUAAUUUUAUUAGCUGGUGAGCGUGUUUUAACGCUGAUUGAAGCACAAACACCACGAAGUAUCGAGACACUGGUGAAUAGAGGGCUUCAUACGACUCCAAUGCACGCAAAACUACUCUGGAAUAACGUUGUCCAUCACAUCAGACGUGGGAAGCUUCCAUUCAUGAAAUUCAUCGGAGAGAUGUGUUCAAACGUGCGUGGCCACAUAAAAGUACUGAUAACAUUCUUAGCAUUCGUAAUCAUAAACAAAGGAAUUGUCCUGGGUGAUCGUAAUGCCCACGUUGCGACAAUUCACGUGCCUCAACUCUUUUACUUCACCGUAUUCUUCUCUGUCUUCGCCUGGCCCUACGUCUUACCUCAGUGGAGAUCAUUCCUCCAGUUUGUUCGUAAACAUUGGAUCAUCACGAGUGUAUUAUUAGCAUUAUUCACGACUAUCGUGCACAAUAAUACCCUCGUGCAUCCUUAUUUACUCGCUGACAAUAGACACUACGUUUUUUACGUCUGGAACAAAAUAAUGGGACGCUAUUACCUGGCGAAGUAUCUCCUAGUGCCAAUUUAUGGUUUUUCGAUUUACGGUCUUUUGGCUUGUCUGCAAGAUUUGAGAUACCUCUCAAAGGUCCUCUACAUCGUCAGCAUCUCCGUCAUUCUGGUCCCCCAGUUAUUACUCGAGCCACGUUAUUUUGUCAUUCCUUACGUUCUAUUGCGCCUCAACAUGACUGAACCAAAGCCUUGGCAAUUGUUCAUGGAGUUGAUUACUACUGCUCUCAUAAACUUCCUCCAAUUUUAUAUUUUCGUGACUAAGAGCUUCUACUGGACAGACCAAGAAGGUCCACAGAGAAUAUCAUGGUAAUUUUUAAUCAUGACUUUGUUUUUCGCACUGGCAAAUGCCAAACUGCGUACGUAUACAGGUUCAUUUCGAAUGAAUAGGUUCACAGAUGACAAUGAAUUCAAAGAUGAGUAUAUAUUCUGUAUGUAAUCAAUUUUUUUAUCUACGACUGAAGAGUGAUAUUGUAACUAGGAAUAAAUGUGGAGAUAAUAUUAAAUUAAUGAGAUCCGUUGUCCAUUACAACUAAGCGAGAUCUUAUAUUUCAAUAUUUUACAUUUUACAAAGAAGAAGUCUUAAGUGUAGUAAUCACUUCUGGAUUUUUAUUCACUAUUAUUGAGUAUGCCGUAUAAAUAAGUAGCCUCACAGCUCUUCUCUUCAUUUCAUUUCGUAUUAUACAAAUAUAAUACAUGUUUCCUGAUUUUUUUUGUCUCUGUUCAUUCUCGUCGAUGCAAUAAGGUAAAAUUAUUGACAAUAAAACUUGACAAUUAUACGAGCAUUAUCUUCAUCGACAUUUUUCAUCUCAAUGUAAAAAUUACAAUAAAUAAGUUGACAAUGUACAUGUGGUAAA
Diachasma alloeum is the source of this 2342-nucleotide messenger RNA. RefSeq names its product putative Dol-P-Glc:Glc(2)Man(9)GlcNAc(2)-PP-Dol alpha-1,2-glucosyltransferase (gene Alg10). The coding region runs from base 380 to 1798 and encodes 472 amino acids. The record is from RefSeq and is a predicted model, not a curated record. NCBI's taxonomy places the organism in Eukaryota, Metazoa, Arthropoda, Insecta, Hymenoptera, Braconidae. Gene Ontology annotation, molecular function: dolichyl pyrophosphate Glc2Man9GlcNAc2 alpha-1,2-glucosyltransferase activity. Gene Ontology annotation, cellular component: endoplasmic reticulum. The transcript has 4 exons. Gene Ontology annotation, biological process: dolichol-linked oligosaccharide biosynthetic process; protein N-linked glycosylation.